AUGCUCUCUUUCACAAACAUUUGUAAGGAAUUAGAAGACGACCUACAACUUCAAGAAGCCAAACUUGAAAUCUUUUCGAAAAAUAACUUUAUCUGGCUUGAGAAAAUCAAUAAGAAGUUGGAUCCAAAUUCUAAUUUAGCCAAUAACACGGUCGACAUCAGUAAUGUUCCAAAUAAUCAAAAAGAACUGGCUCUAACCAACGAAAAUCAUAAUAAUUCAGAAGAAAAUACCCAAAACAUUUCAAAUAAUCAAGCUCCCCGCAGAUCUAGCUUGCGUACAAAUGUUCCUAUUAGACCACAUGAUUUUGAUUCUGAUUCUUCUAUUGAUUUCCCCGCUUCUGAUGAUGCUAAUCAUCAUGUUACAAUUCAAGUUCUUCAAAAUAAUGAUGCGCUCUCAUCUAACACUGAUGCACAAGCAUCUCCUAUUACUCUUGCCAGAGCUGAAGAAAACUAUGUAUCAAAAGUAACACCUCAAAGAAAUUCACUUGUUAAGCAAAUUAUUGAAAAUGAAUCACCAAUUUCAGAAUCAUCGGCCAGCUCUUGCUUUGAUGUUGACUCAGAUGUUCCUAAGACUCCUGUUAAAAAGGAUUCAUCUGUCAAUUUACCAACUUCUCCUAAGAUCUCAUAUGCAGAUACUAGAGACCUAAGGACAAGUAUAGAUCCAACAAAUAUCCUACUCUCUUCGGAAGAGUUUACAUCUUCAGUCAAUGGUGUUUAUUCGAUUUCCAAAGAUGCUUCUCAAUUAUCUCAGCAGGCAAAGCUGAUGAGACAGAAAUGGGCCAAAAUAGUAGCCGAAAAGAACCAAUUACAGCAGGCAAAUGGUAAUCAAGCCAUAAAUAGAGUGGCAAUGUUUGAAUGA
Molecule: messenger RNA, 858 nt
Organism: Trichomonas vaginalis G3
Lineage: Eukaryota; Parabasalia; Trichomonadida; Trichomonadidae
Product: inner centromere protein, ARK binding region-containing protein
Exons: 1
Coding region: 1-858 (285 amino acids)
Source: RefSeq, a predicted model, not a curated record